Messenger RNA from Ustilago hordei, 4359 nucleotides. RefSeq names its product related to YPK9 - vacuolar protein with a possible role in sequestering heavy metals. NCBI's taxonomy places the organism in Eukaryota, Fungi, Basidiomycota, Ustilaginomycetes, Ustilaginales, Ustilaginaceae. The transcript has a single exon. Gene Ontology annotation, cellular component: membrane. The record is from RefSeq and is a predicted model, not a curated record. Gene Ontology annotation, molecular function: ATP hydrolysis activity; P-type transmembrane transporter activity; ATP binding. Bases 1 to 4359 code for a protein of 1452 amino acids. Gene Ontology annotation, biological process: intracellular calcium ion homeostasis.
AUGCCAGAGCCAGACCGUUCUCGUCGCGGCCAAGGCUCGUCCAAGUCGCAACAGCAUUUCGAGAUUGCUGGCGUUGAAUAUCAAGCUCCCUUCCAGCUUCCAGCCAAGAAGGUCAAUCUCGAUGAGGAUCACCCGGCAAACGAAACAGACGCCACCGAAUCCGCCUCUUCUCCUUACUUUGACGACCAGGAAGCCCGAGAAGCCAUCGAAUGGGCUCGAUCUCAGCAGGAAGCUGAGCUAGACACUACCACCAGUGGUACCGCAGCUGGUGGCGCAGUUGAUAUCCGUCGUAGACGGCGUCGAGACAGUCAGGUAGCCAGCUAUGACGAAAAUGCUAGCAUCUUCGACGGCCCCGGUGCUGGCGCUGUUCCUAGCUCGGUCAGCAGUAUGCGUCACGAGAUGGCCAGACCAGAGCUAGGACGUCGAGCCUCGAAAAGCUCUCGCCGUCGCAUUUCGAUGGAAGGUCGAUCCCCGCCUCCUACUCGCAAGAUGUCGUCUGCAUCAGCUCACAGCGAAGCGAUCACCACAUCUAGCCAACGUAGUGUCUCACCUGACUCCGUUGCCGGACGGUGCAAGCCCGCAAGCCAACGAAGCGGAAGCGCUUACCGUUUCGGUCGCAGGAAGCGCCUCCCUGAAGAUGCUGAGCUCACCGGCUCCAGCCAACCCAAGGGCAUGCUCGGCUCCAUCCUUGCAUCCAUCCGACGCGAUCGCGGCGACAAUGACGACGAUGACGCCCGCAGUCGUCGCUCCUCUUCUCGACCUCUCCUCUCCCGAAGACGCUCAUCUAACUCUGUAGUUUCAUCUCGAGGAGAAAGAUCCGAUGCAGGACGUGAUGACGACAAUGAAGAUGAAGAUUACCAUCGCAGAGGUUGGAGCGAUGAUGACUACGGCUUUGAUGACGAGGACGACGAUGAUGAUGGCUCCUACCACUCUUCCGAUGACGACGAUACCUCCGGCCGCAACGGCAUCCUCCCUUCCGCCUUCGGUACCCUCAGUGGCACAGUCGAUCCCCUCUUUGGAGAUACCCGCUUCUCCACCGACCAUCCGCCCGAGGACGAGCUUGCCGGUCGCGAUCUCGAAGCCGGAGAUGCUUCGGCCUUCGGCCGCUCCGAUGGUGACAUUCACUCCAACGCGCACAUCCACAGUCAGCGUGCCGGGAUCAGUGUCGCUGAAGCCAAAAGGGAGCUCAGCUUCUUGGACAAAACUUCCAAGAGUCGUCAGCAGAUCUAUCUUGCAGAAGAAGAUGCCCUCAUCCGCUUCACCGCUUAUCGAAUUCUUGUUGCCAACCAGAUUAUCUACACAAUCAUCUGCUGUCUCACGCUUGGAAUCGUCUACCUCAUCGGGCGGUGGCUGCCCCGCUUCCGCCUUAAGCAUGUAUGCAAGGAGGUCGAAUUCGAGGAUGCAGAGUUCAUCGUCAUCGAAAACCAGUGGGGUGACCUGAACAAGGAGAAGAUCACCACCAUACCUUUUGCUCGCCCACUCGCCACCGUCUUCCCGCACUCUUCUCGCGAACCGCCUGCAACGCAAGCCGACUUCCAGUCCGCUCCGACCAUCAAUCUCCCUCCUGAGCUUGUCAACAAGAGCAAUGCAUCCUCCAAAACUGCCUCCGCAAAAAGCAGCAUUAUCAAUGGUGGCAACCCGGCAACGGGCGAUAUCAACGGCGUCGAUGCGCCCACCAAAGGUGCGCUGCCCAUGCUCUCUGGCGUUCAGACCGAACAGUUGAUGGAGCUCUCCUUUUUCGACUACCGCUACACUCGAUUUGCACUUCACCCACCUACUGGCCGUCUUCGCAUGAUCAAGGACUGGCGCGACCCACUUUGGACUUCGCUCCCUGCCAUCAACAACGGUAUCACUUUCGACGCCGAGAAAGAUCGCACCACCAUCUUCGGUAAGAACGCCAUCGAGAUCAAGGCCAAAUCAACUUGGCAGCUCCUGGUCGACGAGGUUCUUCACCCUUUCUACAUGUUCCAGAUCGUCUCUAUCAUUCUCUGGUCCAUCGACGAUUACUAUUACUACGCUUUCUGCAUUGCCGUCAUCUCGCUCGCUUCCAUCUUCACCACACUCAUUGAGACUCGUCAGACCGUCAACCGCAUGCGCGAGAUGAGCCGCUUCUCCUGCGAAGUGCGCGUUCUCCGCGAAGGCCAAUGGCAGGUGCUCGACUCGAGCGACUUGGUCCCAGGCGACGUCUACGAUGUUGCUGAGCCUGGUCUGCUCCUCUUCCCAGCCGAUAGUGUGCUACUCAGCGGUGAUGCCAUUGUCAAUGAGAGUAUGCUUACAGGUGAAAGUGUCCCUGUCAGUAAGGUGCCCCUAACCACGCCCAGCAUGGUCGGCCUUCACGCAGCUGGCACCGAUGUAAUCCCCGAUCUCGCAAAACACUUCCUCUUCUCUGGCACUCGUAUCAUCCGCAUCCGCGGCAACGGAUCAGGUGAUAAGAGUGAGGCAGGUGCCAAAGCCAUGGUGGUGCGUACUGGCUUUAACACCACUAAAGGUGCUCUUGUUCGUAGCAUGCUCUUCCCGAAACCUAUGGGCUUCAAGUUCUACCGCGACUCGUUCCGUUUCAUCGGCUUCCUGGCCAUCACUGCCGGUAUCGGCUUCACCUUUGCCGCCGUCAAUUUCGUCAAGAUUGGCAUUGCAUGGCACACGAUCGUCAUUCGAGCCCUUGACUUGGUCACCGUCGUCGUUCCACCGGCGCUACCCGCAACCAUGUCGAUCGGCAUCUCCUUCGCUAUCAAUCGUCUCCGCAAACUUGGCAUCUUCUGUAUUUCGCCCAAUCGCGUCAUCAUCGGAGGCAAGGUUGACGUCUUCUGCUUCGACAAGACGGGCACCCUCACGGCUGACGGUCUUGAUGUGCUCGGCACACGAACAAUCAACCUCAAAGCCGGCAGGUUCAGCGAACUCCAUGAGACCGUGGAUGAGAUGCCUGUUGGAGCGGGAACAAAGAGCGACACGGACGCACGCAAGAUGCCUUUGUUGUAUGCUCUGGCUACAUGCCAUUCGCUCAAGGUGGUCGACGGUGAAGUCAUCGGUGACCCUCUGGAUGUCAAGAUGUUCGAGUACACAGGCUGGACAUUGGACGAAGGCAAAGAACACUCGGCAAAGGUGACUACCAAGACCGGCACCGCAAAGAACGGCAAGUCCAAGCUCACAGAACGACCACCUGCGCUGGUCCAAACCGUUGUGCGACCUCCUGGCGGUCAGGCCUUUGAGGUGGAAGAUGCCAUCAAGUCUGGUCGUCAUGCCCACUUCCUCGAGCUCGGUGUGCUGCGAACGUUCGAAUUCGUGUCCUCACUUCGCCGCAUGAGUGUCAUCGUCAAGCGUCUCAAAUCGCAGUCGAUGGAAGUCUUUGUGAAAGGUGCACCCGAGGUCAUGGCUGACAUCUGCGACAAGGACACUUUCCCAGCCGACUACGACGAUCUUCUCUCGUAUUACACCAAGCACGGCUACCGUGUCAUUGCCUGCGCAGGCAAAUCGAUGACGGGCAUGAGCUGGAUCAAAGCACAGCGCAUGCGUCGAGAACAGGCCGAAAGCGGUCUUCGCUUCUUGGGUCUCAUCAUUUUCGAGAACAAGCUCAAGGAAGGCACCGCUCCUGCCAUCGCUGUGCUGAAGCAGGCCAACAUCAUUACCAAGAUGGUCACGGGAGACAACCCUCGUACCGCCAUCAGUGUUGCACGUGAAUGUGGGAUGGUCGGGCAGUCAGCACACGUCUUCAUGCCAACGUUUGUGGAAGGAGGGCAAAAGAACCCAAGGGCAGUUAUCGAUUGGUCGAGCGUUGACGACGAUCGCAUCAAGCUGGACCCCUACAAUCUGCAGCCGAGAGAAGUGGAUCCGCAUGUGCUUGAUCUGGAGGAGUUCGAUUUCCACGACUACCAGCUCGCUUUGACAGGUGACGUGUUUAGGUGGAUGGUCGACUUUGCACCCAUAGAGACGCUCAGGAGAAUGUUGAUCAAAGGCACCAUCUUUGCAAGAAUGUCGCCGGAUGAGAAGCACGAGCUGAUCGAAAGACUGCAAGCCAUGGGCUGCACGACUGGCAUGUGCGGCGACGGAGCCAACGAUUGCGGUGCGUUGAAGGCUGCCGAUAUCGGAAUCUCCUUGUCAGAAGCCGAAGCAUCAGUCGCAGCACCUUUCACAUCGAAUCGCGGAGAUAUCGGCUGUGUCAUUGACACAAUCAAGGAAGGAAGGGCAGCACUGGUCACCUCGUUCGGCUGCUUCAGCUAUAUCUGUCUAACAUCCCUCCUGCAGUUCUGUUCUGUGCUUUUGCUCUAUUCAUUCGGUAGUUCACUCGCUGACGGCCAGUUUAUGCUUGCUGAUUUCAGCGCUCUGUUGUUGAGCGUCUUCUCAGCUCGCACCGGUCCUCCAUAG